Messenger RNA from Trichoderma reesei QM6a, 719 nucleotides. RefSeq lists its product as uncharacterized. The coding region runs from base 294 to 683 and encodes 129 amino acids. The record is from RefSeq and is a predicted model, not a curated record. The transcript has a single exon. Lineage: Eukaryota; Fungi; Ascomycota; Sordariomycetes; Hypocreales; Hypocreaceae.
UGCGGAUAAUUGCGGCCCGCACUCGGAACCCCGCCACUUCCAUACCAGUCCGUGCAUUAGACAGCAAUUGCACCAUCGCCAACAGCUUCAGCUUACGAACCAAUCUCUCCAUCCUACAUUUCCUGAUCCUCCACAUCUGUCUCGCCUCAACUCCCCUUGCUCAAAGACAACUCGAUACUCUUUCGAAACUCCUUGAAUAGAACGCAAACAAACAACUCAACAACCCUCAACCAGCAACUCUCAACUCUCAACUCUCAACCCUCCACCAAAUAAACGCAUCACCACCACCAAAAAUGACUGGCACCAUCCACCACAUCGAAUCCGUGGAGCAGCUCGACGCCCUCCUCGCCUCCACCACCUACGUCGCCGUCGACUUCUACGCCGACUGGUGCCCGCCCUGCAAGGCCAUUGCCCCCAUCUACCAGACCCUCGCCGACAAGCACUCCGUCGACAAGCACCUCGCCUUUGCAAAGGUCAACGUCGACCACGUCCAGGACGUCGCCGCCCGCUACGGCAUCACCGCCAUGCCCACCUUCCUCUUCUUUAAGGAGGGCCAGCAGGUCGCCGUCAACGGCAAGCCCAUGAUCCAGGGCGCCGAUCCCAAGAGCCUGGGUGCUGCCGUCGAGAAGCUGAGCGGACUGGCGCAGAAGAGGGUCGAGGAGGCCAACGCUGCGUCUGCUUAAGCGACAACAGUUUCUGGGUGGACGAUAAGCCAUCUC